UAGGCUACAAGCUUCCUUAAAAUGACAACACCAUUUGUAUUAAUGAAGUAGGUUUCUAUUGACGUCAAUUUAUUUUUUUUUUUUACUUUGCCUCGUAAUAAAACCGUUUCGAAUUUACCAGCAAUAAAAAUGGCUAGACAGCUAUAGUCAUCAUUCUAGGCAAUCAAUAGGUUUUCAGCCGCGGCACGUGCUGGGUCUUUACUGUCCAUACCUUUUGCCGCAUAUGAUUAUAAAAAAUAACUCGAAUAAAGGUCGAAUAUAGCGCUGACCUAUUGCCGCGAAAACGGAUAUUCCGCGCAUGCGAUACGGAAUACUUGCUAGUGUUCGAAACAGUUCAAAAGAUUUAGAGCGGUAGAUUUAUUGCCUAGUCGUUGAUAACACACCAAGAUGAACGAAUCAGUGGUCAAUACUACUCUAGACUUAGUAGUACUAUCCUGGUGGGAGACGUUCGACUACCCCGUCAUGGAGCAGCAAAUCUCCCAGGCCCAGUAUUUCUACCGGACGUCGGUCAUUUUCAUCGGAUUAUUAGCCAAUUACGUUGUAAUGUUGGUGACGACUUUUUCGCCGCAUUUGCGCAAUCCCCGACACAUUUUUUGGGCCGCCAUUUCGCUAAUGGAAUUCUUGUUUUUACUUAACAACGCCCUCGAGCUGAUCACCGUCCAAAGUCGGGAUUACUCCAUCUGCCGGCUCUGGAUCAUUUUCUAUCCCGCUGAUGACUCGGCCCUGAUGCUCUGCAAUUUGCUGGCCACCGUCGACCGCUACUUGUCCAUCGCUCGCUACGAAUGGUACAAGGCGAACGUCACCAAUCGGGCCGUCAUCCUGUUGAUCACGCUGGCUCUGGCCCUGUCGUUCUUCGUCAUCACGAGUCCAUUCUGGACGGGCUACAAGUCGAUUUACACCUGCACCGUCAAUUUGACUCACUUGCUUUCGGUCAAUGUCUGGAAUUUGUUGCUGGGCAUCGUUUGCCUCAUUCUACAAUUCAAGAUCUUCGGCGAAACCAAGACGCUCGUUCGGAAUUACGUGCCGAAAUAUUGUCGUUCGCUAUCCGCCAGCGUCAAAUUCGUUCAGUCCAUUCCGCCGGUUGAGAGUGGAAAUUCCGGAGAGAGAACGGAGUCGAGAGUUUCCAUCACGUUCUACGAACCGACUGAUCCUGAUGCAACUGAGAACGGACGAGGUGAUCGAAUGAAUGAGCUGCCGUCGGUCACGGACCCGGAAGACGCCGGAUGUUUUUCGCGGAAACCAAAAGGAUCCCGAAUCGGCCGGAUGAAAAUUCAAGCCGCACACAGUUUGUUCAUCAACAUUGUAACGUUUUGGCUGUGUACCCUACCGAUUAGCUGUUCCGUUUUGGUGACCUACUGGUGCGUCUGGGUGAAAGGCGAUUGUGAUGUGAUUUUCCAAACGUGGACCUACGUCUGGAACGCGUACAUUCUUCACAGCAUUUACAAUCCCGUCAUGCACAUGAUUACCUGCUCCGAAUUUCACCAAGCGCUUUUCGAAAUGAAAGAAAUAUUCAUCAGCAAAUGUUUUUUUCUUUUCACCACCAAAUGAUUUUUAAUUUGAAAUCUCAAUGACUUGAAUGUUUUAUUUCCAAGUUCUUUCACGCAUUUGAUACCGUGCUGAAUGUUCGUUAUUUAUUGCCGAUCCUUAUCCUCCCAUUUUCGCAUUUGACCUUUCCUCGUACAGAGUGAAUCAGCGGACCUAUUUUUAUAGACUAUAGUAUAGUAAAGAUGUAUUCAUGUGGCCUGGGCAUAGAAAUUGAAAGUCAUUCAUUCCAGAUUUCUAUUGAUAAAUAUUAAAUAUGUCGUUUGAUUGAGGAAAAUGAUCUGCUUAUAGCUACUAGACUAUAAUCACCUGCUGUACCUGAAAAACAGUUCCUAUACAGCGACUUGUAAUUCCUAGACCAGCCCUAUUGUACUACACCAGCAGGGUUCUCCUUAUAUCUUCGCUGUUGUUACUGAUAAUAGGUGUCUUUGUAUGAUCAAUUUGGUUUUUCUUGGUUCAUUGCUAUAUGUUCUAUACAUGGAUGUAUCUAUUCAGAACUGCAAGUUCGUCACAUCCUUCCAUACUAUAGACUGCAGUUUCAUCAAUGAUAUGCCAUACAUCAAGUAUACGCCCACAUUUUACCAGCGUCGUGAUCUGUGUCCUGGAGUUUUGAAAUAUCAAUUUAUUCUUUCACUGUAUCAAAGUUUCCCGCUGCUACGAGACA
Daphnia pulicaria is the source of this 2206-nucleotide messenger RNA. RefSeq lists its product as uncharacterized. Gene Ontology annotation, molecular function: G protein-coupled receptor activity. NCBI's taxonomy places the organism in Eukaryota, Metazoa, Arthropoda, Branchiopoda, Diplostraca, Daphniidae. The record is from RefSeq and is a predicted model, not a curated record. Gene Ontology annotation, cellular component: membrane. The transcript is spliced from 2 exons. Gene Ontology annotation, biological process: adenylate cyclase-activating G protein-coupled receptor signaling pathway; G protein-coupled adenosine receptor signaling pathway. Bases 388 to 1548 code for a protein of 386 amino acids.